AUGUCACCUCGCCAGGUAAAACUUCAACGCAUGGAGCCUUCGCCCUCAUACACCAUUGCUAUUCCGCUACGUGACCAGGUAUCGACCAAUUUUCGCCACGAGCUCUUCCAAUUUCACCAAAUUCUUAGAGAUGUCAUCGAGGCAAAACAUCCAGAUCAACUACAACACGUCAACCCUCAGCCGUCUACUGGGAUUUUUCGGGAUCGACGCGUACUCGAACUGCUGACAAGCGAUCGCGGUGAUGCCGUGCUGAAGGAAUUUUUUGUGCACGAUGAAAAAGAUGACGGGUCCCUGCUCUGGGAAGUGCUCGAGACUUUCUUUUCCAAUCUGCCGCUUGUGGUGUCAGAAGAUGAAGCUGCGGGUGUGAGCAAUCCGAAGGCAUUUGUCCGCUACUUUGACUCGCUCAAAUCUCUGCGUGACCUGCUGAUUGCCCUUCUAUUUAAGCGUCUGAAAGGAGAAACAAGGGAUUCUUUUGAAGACAAUAGCGACGAAGACAGUGUCGGCGGAUUGGAAUCGAGUAUUGGACUGGGCUUUGACUUGAAUUUUAACGCUGGAAAGAAGCGUUUGUCACCACGGUCUCCUCGACAACCACCUAGAACCGACAGAUCCCAAUACCGCGUUCCGCUCUACCUGUAUUGUCAGCAACUGGAAACCCAACUGGAGGAGCUACGACGACGAGUUCCACACAGAAGACCACGCAGUCCAGGAGUUGUGGCCGUGGCUCUGGAUGAUGUCGGACUCUUACAAGACAACACAGUCAUGUUGCUGCUGGACUUUUGGGGAUUACCUCACGAGGAACGUUUGGCAUUCUUCUGCCAGAUUGCAAGCCAGGCUAACGAGCACGAAGCCAGCGCCAUCCUACACGUCUUCCUUGACAACUGCACCACUCAGACGUUUAUGCAGAUCUGGGAGGCUUUACAGCAAUCGCCACAAUUCCAGAAGAUGAUCCGAGAUGGAAAGAUACAGUUGGAACCAGCAACACGGCGAGGAUCGCAGCGUGGUGUCAGGAAGCGAGGGCGACGUUCCACUCGAUUUUUUACAAUACGUGAGAGAGGACGAUUGUCUCUCUCGGAGCUUUGUGACCAUCCGGCUGAAGAGAAACAAAGUGAUCGACGCAGCUCCUUUCGUCGGAGCGAUCACAGUCGAAGGCAACUCAAGACACCAGUUGAAAGAGAAUCUGUGCCGUUGCUUGAGCUCCUUCAUGAUGACCUCACGGAGAUUAUCAAGAUGGAGAAUGGACCUGAUGUGCAUGUUAUGGAUGCAGUUUGGCAACUACUCGAGGCGCUCGACGGUCAAGGAAAGCACGCGUCUAAGAGCGGGUACCAUCGCCGUCAGGUACCGUUACCCGCACCCGCACCAAUCGUACCAGUGCAACCACCGCAACAAGUUGUCGCCCAAAACCCCCGAGGAUCGAUCCGUACACCUCUUUCCACGGAGCAACAGCUCUUGAUGAAGCUCGAUCAACUUCAAUCGAUGUUAGUGGCGCUGGGCGAUGCACGUGUUCACACGAUGAGUACCGAGACCAUCACAGGCGCCUAUCGACGCAUGCCAAUCCUGGCCAAACUGUUUGCAGCGCUCACUGACACAAGUUUAGGCGCUGCGGGGGUCGAUACAACAGCCGGUGGCAUCACGAAAGGUGGCAGUAACUACGGGACGACACAACAUCUCACUAACUCCUGGCAAGCAGGAACUUCAAGCGAGAAACCUGCUGAUUCUUUGCCAGUAAAGGAAGUAGUGCAUUCACCCAUAGCCGGCGAGAAUGUUCGCGAAGAUGUCGAGGCGAUGGGUGUGUUGCUGGUCAAACUCAGUAAGUUCGUGCGCAGCUUGGCUCCGCUGGUAGAUAACGAAGACUCAGCGCAUAGCAGCGUGAGUGCAAGCGACGACGUGUUGACCAUCAUGGAUCUGGCAACGAAACUCGAGAACGCUGGUGCAUUCACAGACGCCCCUGGAGGCAAACGUCGGAUCUCGCUAGCUGCUGACCGUGAAGUGCCCAUCAUUCUUGCAGUGCAAUCGCUUGCGCGCUCCAACAACUUCGACGUCGUAUCGCAACUCAUUUCAUCUGCCGUGAAGACUAAAAUGACGCGCGUACGACUUGCCGCAGCCGAAGCAAAAGCAAACGAUGAAGACGCAAAUGAAAAGACCCAAAGCGCUUCGAGCGAAGGUGACGGCACAUUCAUUGCCGGCAUUCGUUCAAACAAGAGCGAUAUUCCGAUGAACAUCAAGAAUACUGCAGCGUUGCGUGGAGUCAAGCUUUUUAACGUGGAUAUUCUUCUGCGCAUCGUCAAUCAGCUAUAUCGCGAUAACUAUGAGGGCAUGGUAUCGACGCUGCAAUACGGAAAUCGACGAAUGGAGUUCAGCGAGUUCAUUUACGAUUGGCACAUUCGGAAGUACGGACUCAAGACACUUGCACAGCGUCACCUGCUAAAGCUCAUUCAGUCUCUGCGUAAGCACGAGAAGAAGGCUUUCCAGUGCCAACUCUGCCUGCGGUUCAUGGGCAUUCAGAUAUCCAUUUCACCUCCUAUUUGUGCUUACUUUUGCAUGACCUCCUGUUUCCUUUGGAGUUUUCACGAACACAAAUUUGUUUUGGCAUUGCUUAGUCGAUGGUCUCUCGGGACGUUUUUGGGUGGGUCUAAGCACCGUAUCGAGAUCCCGAAGCGACAAUUUAAGAUCCGCAUCACGUUCGCAGUGUCGACUGUGCAAGAAGCGCUACGAGAACGUUUCGGAGUUUAUGCUCGUGGGAUGGAUGCUUUUGCGGAGCGUAUCCGAGCAAAGGCGUGUCCACGCGACGAUGAAUUUAUUCGUGAAAGUGAUUUGCUAACUCUAUGUGUGGAAGAGUUUGAGUCACAGCGAGCAUUACUCGAAAAGGUGCUUGGAGCAGUGUAUCAGGCGGGCGACAUCAAUGGCGACGGUAGCCUCGAGUUCGACGAGUUUGCGUCUGUGGUGACUCACUUAUCUCCGACAGUGGACGAUCGAUUCCUGCAGAAGGUAUUUGAGGCAGCGCAUGACUUUACAAAGCCACACAGGAUCUCGUUCGCGCGAUUCCUCGACGUAAUUCUGCUGGAGAGGGUGCUUAAUCCAGCUCCUCUCAGCGCGGCAGCGACGGGCAUAGCAAGAGCCAAGAACGCCGCUGCAGCAGCCGCAGCAAGCACAGCCACUCAAGACGACCAAGAAGAAGCGUAUCAGUUCGAGUUACUGCGUGAAACGUGGGCACACGAUCGUGAGGCAGUCGCUCAAGUGCUUCAAACGAGCAUCACGCACGCACCUACGGCGAAGUCACUGACCUUCCGUGUUGCUUUCCUGGACCAACUACUUGAUCGACGCGUAGACGCAAAGACGGCGUGGCUGUGUCAUCGACAGAUCAUGCGCGAGAUUGCACGGUAUCAACAUCUCGAUGCCGACCAAAUAGCCGGGUUACGUCGAAAGGAGCUGCAGUUCAAGAAGACUGUGCGUGCCAUUCAGAAUGUUCAACGACUCAGCGCACUCUUCGCAGUCAAUCCUGCGCUUCGAGAACCCAACGAAGAUGAAGCCGCAGUCGACACCUCCGAGGCCCCAAACUACACUGCGGCAGUCCAGCAAUCGCUCGAUACACAAAUGACUGGAACGCCCGACGUCGCAGACGUGGCAGCGCUGGAGAACGAACUACGCGAGACUUUUCUCGAGAGAGCAGAUGAAGGCGCGAUCGAAGAUUACAUGGCAGCAUUGCAGCACCUGCGUCGCGUGAGCACCAAGCAGCAGUCGCUGCAGCUGGACGAGCUGACACUGCCCAGGAUAGAGGAAUCCCUACCAGAAGGCAACGAAGACAGCGACACGGACGACGAUGGCGAAGACGAGAGCAAAGAAGACGAAGCUGAAUAUGACCGCGAGGAGGUCGGACCAUAA
Molecule: messenger RNA, 3879 nt
Organism: Phytophthora infestans T30-4
Lineage: Eukaryota; Oomycota; Peronosporomycetes; Peronosporales; Peronosporaceae
Exons: 10
Coding region: 1-3879 (1292 amino acids)
Molecular function (GO): calcium ion binding
Source: RefSeq, a predicted model, not a curated record